UAUCAUUGAUUCGUUAUAUAAUAUUGCCCCGUACCAACAUAAGAGCAAGUUCUUCCGACGGCCAUAGAUGGCGUCCUUUGCCUUCAACACUCUGCAACCCAUCUCCGUCACUCUCUUUAGUUCACGUGUUAAUCACAUUGAAACCAGGGUGUCUGUUACGGACCAACCUCAAACAAAAACAGUGAAUUUAAGAACUGUAAAAGAAGAUGGCGCUGGCUUUUCUUCUGCAAGGGCUAUAGAUGGCAGAACAGGAAGAAAAAAUGUGAAGAACCUCGGUGGUUCAGCGGUGGAGAAGACAGAAAGGACAUUAACAAAAGAUAAAAACGCAAGGAAGACUUUGGGUUUUAGAGAAAUGAGGAAGAAGGGUUCUGGGAGUUCUUCUUUGAGGUCUAGAGACGAGAAUAUAAUGUUUAAUUCUUCAGAGGGUGGGGGUAGUAUAGUGAUUGAUGGUAAGACAAAGAAGAAACCCAAGAAAGGUGAUGAUAAUCGGGUGGAAAAGGAGGGGAAGGGAUCUAGGAAAACUGAAUCUUCAGAAGUUUCUUUGAGGAUUGCAUUGGACAUGUGCUCGAAAAGAGGGGAUGUCUUGGGCGCAAUUCAAUUUUACGAUAAAGCAUUAAGCGAAGCGAUUAAGAUGGGGCAGUACCAUUAUACUGUACUUUUGUAUCUUUGUUCCUCAGCGGCUAUGGGUGUUAUUCAUCCUUCCAAAAGUGGGAGUGGUAGUAGGACUUUGAAUGCAAUCGACUCAGCCAAUGGAGUUUCUAGUUUAAAUUCCAUGGGGAUGAGUGCAUUGCAACACAAGGGUAACAGGAAUUCAGGUGCUACGGAGUUGAGUAUUCCCUUGUCAAAUAAUGAGCAUCUAGUUGAUUUUGCUACAAGUAAUGGAACAAAAAAUAAAAUGGAGUUGGCUUCUAGUAAUAGGUUCAACAAUUUAGGUAGUACUUACAAUGAAAAGGAGAGCUUUAGCCAGUAUUCUAACAGGAUUACAAAGUUGAAUUCUCAACCUUUGGAUGGAGUAAGUAAUCCAAAAAAGGGUGGUGAUGAUUUUUCAAGCACAAAAUAUGGGAGUGGUAACCAAGAAGAUCAUAAAAUUCAAGUUGGUGAAGAUGUCAAGAAGUAUGCACUUCAAAGGGGAUUUGAGAUCUACGAGAAGAUGUGUUUGGAUAAUGUCCCAAUGAAUGAAGCAGCAUUGACCUCAGUGGCUAGAAUGGCAAUGUCGACAGGUAAUGGUGACCUGGCAUUUGAUAUGGUGAAGCAAAUGAAGUCAUUGGGGAUAAAUCCAAGAUUGCGUUCUUAUGGUCCUGCCCUAUCUUCUUUCUGCAAUAGUGGCGAUAUUGACAAAGCAUUUGCAGUUGAGAAACACAUGUUGGAGAAUGGUGUCUAUCCAGAGGAGCCUGAACUGGAGGCACUCCUAAGAGCAAGUGUGGAAGCCGGUAAAGGUGACAAGGUGUACUACUUGUUACAUAAACUAAGAACUAGUGUACGGAAGGUCUCAUCCCCUACUGCAGAUUUGAUUGUUAAAUGGUUUAAUAGCAAAGCAGCUGCUAGAGUGGGUAAAACAAAAUGGGAUCAAAGUUUGAUAAAGGAAGCAACUGAAAAUAGAGGUGGAGGCUGGCAUGGACAGGGCUGGUUGGGUAAAGGAAGGUGGAGCAUUUCCUAUACGACUGUUGGAGUUGAUGGUUUGUGUAAAUGCUGUGGGGAGAAAUUGGCAAUGAUUGACCUUGAUCCUAAAGAAACAGAGAGUUUUGCUGAGUCUGUUGCAUCUAUUGCUAUACAGAGAGAGAGAAAAUCAAGCUUUCAGAAAUUUCAACAAUGGCUUGACUAUUAUGGACCUUUUGAAGCAGUCGUAGAUGCAGCCAAUGUUGGUCUUUUUGACCAGAAGAAAUUUGUACCAUCCAAGGUCAGUGCUGUUGUUAAUGGAAUACGCCAAAAGCUUCCUUCGAAGAAAUGGCCUCUUAUUGUUUUGCAUAACAAGCGUAUAACUGGACGAAAGAUGGAUGAACCAGUAAAUAGGGCCUUGAUCGAGAAAUGGAAAACUGCCGAUGCACUGUAUGCAACACCUACUGGGUCAAAUGACGAUUGGUACUGGUUGUAUGCAGCAAUAAAGUUUAAGUGCUUAAUCGUGACAAAUGAUGAGAUGAGAGACCAUACAUUUCAACUUCUAGGAAAUGACUUCUUCCCAAAAUGGAAAGAGAGGCACCAAGUGCAUUUCAGAUUUUCUCAUGCUGGUCCGGUCUUUCACAUGCCUCCUCCUUGCUCUGUUGUAAUUCAGGAAUCUGAUUAUGGCCACUGGCAUAUUCCAGUUGUAUCAGAACAUGAUUAUGAAACAGAAAGAAUAUGGCUAUGUUUUACUCGUGCUAAAUCGUUUAUGGCAAGGCAAGAUUCUGCUUCUAGACCUGAAGAAUCUCAAUCCCUUCAGCGUAAUGAGGGACAUGCUAGGUCAGCUGCUCAAACUGAAGUGAAGAUAAAGUCACAACCUUCUGAUGCAAAACGUGAAAAUAAAAGUCCAACUCAGGAAAUCUACAAAAAUCUGAGAGAGAUCCUGUUAGCAUCUGCAUGCUCGAAUGAUCAUCACACUAUACUACAACAGAUUGAGACUGCAGAGAUGUAUGGUAACUGUGUACUUGAUUUUCAAAUAUAAACCAUAUGGCUUUCCUGCUUGGGACCUCAAAUGAUGCUGUGGGAAACCGAACUCCAAACCAAGAUCUCCUUGAACAGUCACGUGGCUCAUGCAACCGGCCAUCUUGCUCGACAGAAAGCUCUGCAGUUCAGAGUACUUUUUUGUCGCUGAUGAAUUUAAAUGUACUUCUUUGAGUCUUCUUGGCAUCAUGAUGUUAAUCUUAUCAGAGGAGUUUUUUUAGGGGCUGCUGUGAAAUUCUUCUGGGGUUCCUCUCACGUUAGUUGGGGGCGAGAGGAGGUCAAUUCAUGCAAAGGUGUUGUCUUCUUUAUUCAGAAAAAAGUAGUAGUCUUCUAUUCUAUCUUCCUUCUGUAUAGUCAUUUCAUCUUUUAGCUAGUAUUAAAAAAAAAAAAAAAAAAAAAGAAUUU
Messenger RNA from Juglans regia (Persian walnut), 3042 nucleotides. Its product is annotated as proteinaceous RNase P 1, chloroplastic/mitochondrial-like. Gene Ontology annotation, biological process: tRNA 5'-leader removal. Bases 68 to 2638 code for a protein of 856 amino acids. Gene Ontology annotation, molecular function: ribonuclease P activity; protein binding. Lineage: Eukaryota; Viridiplantae; Streptophyta; Magnoliopsida; Fagales; Juglandaceae. The transcript is spliced from 8 exons. The record is from RefSeq and is a predicted model, not a curated record.